Molecule: messenger RNA, 1008 nt
Organism: Microthlaspi erraticum
Lineage: Eukaryota; Viridiplantae; Streptophyta; Magnoliopsida; Brassicales; Brassicaceae
Source: the annotation of a GenBank genome assembly
AUGGAUAGUUUGAGAGAUAAGCCCAUCAAAUUCAUAUAUUCUGUUUUCUGCUCAGUUAUUUUAUUAUUCGCCUGUAAGUACUCCACGGCGGAGCUACCACGGUUGGUCCAGCCACCAAAAUCAGAUGGUACCCUCAGUUUUCUCGUCGUCGGCGAUUGGGGAAGAAGAGGUUCUUAUAAUCAAUCCCAAGUAGCAAUUCAGAUGGGGAGAACAGGGAAGGAUUUAAAUAUCGAUUUCGUCAUUUCGACUGGAGAUAACUUUUAUGAUGACGGAAUAAUCAGUCCAUACGAUUCUCAAUUUCAAGAUUCUUUUACCAGGAUUUACACAGCAUCUAGCUUACAAAAACCAUGGUAUAAUGUGUUAGGAAAUCAUGAUUAUAGAGGUAACGUCGAUGCGCAACUCAGUCCCAUGCUAAGGGAUUUGGACUGUCGAUGGAUUUGUUUAAGAUCUUACGUUGUUAAUGCCGAUAUCGUCGAUAUUUUUUUCGUGGACACAACACCGUUCGUAGAUAAAUAUUUUGUUGAACCAAAGGACCAUGUCUAUGAUUGGAGUGGCGUAUUACCAAGAAAUAAGUAUCUUAACAAUCUAUUAACGGAUGUGGAUGUGGCGUUGCAAGAAUCAGUGGCAAAAUGGAAAAUAGUGGUAGGUCACCAUACAAUCAAAAGUGCAGGUCACCACGGUAUUACCAAAGAGCUUGAGAAACAAGUUUUACCUAUCCUCGAGGCUAAUGAAGUGGAUCUCUAUAUAAACGGGCAUGAUCAUUGCUUGGAGCAUAUCAGCAGCGUUGACAGUGGAAUACAGUUUUUGACAAGUGGCGGUGGGUCCAAGGCGUGGAAAGGAGAUGUAGCUGAGUGGGACCCAAAAGAGAUGAGGUUUUACUACGAUGGACAAGGAUUCAUGUCGGUUAAUCUAUCGGAAGCCGAACUACGCGUCGUUUUUUACGAUGGUUAUGGUCGCGUUUUGCAUCGUUGGAGCACUUAUGAAAAGGGGCCUUAUUCCGAUGUCUAG